Cherax quadricarinatus is the source of this 1784-nucleotide messenger RNA. The record is from RefSeq and is a predicted model, not a curated record. Lineage: Eukaryota; Metazoa; Arthropoda; Malacostraca; Decapoda; Parastacidae.
CUUCAGUACUGCUCCAGUCGAACACAACAAGCGGCAGUAGCUACCUGACAGUGUUAAGAGGUGUGUGCGCGUUACUUAGGUUAAUAUUGUCCAUCUUUCUGGUUAACUAAGUCAUGUCUCGGACAUCAACAACACGGGAGAACGAACUAAGCAAUGAAGAUGAUCUAGGCGUACCAGGUCCGGUCGCUGUAUCUCGGAGCACUGACCGUCGCUAUAGCGAGGUCGUCAGAGAAUAUAUGAAGAGGCAGAAACUGCAAGGGAAUGUGAGUAAUGAAAGUGUCGAGCCGGCGGAGCUGGUUACUCACCUGGCAGAUCAAGCCGGCCCCAACGAAACCACCUACAUCAGUUGGGACCAUCCAGACACUCCGAGGACCAUGAGAACUUCGGAAAUACCUGAUCCCAACCCGUCGCUGACACCGCAGUUAACUGCAUCGGGGAAAGAUUCCGAGAAAUCUCUCUACCUGAGUGUUAAGGGAAGUCCAAAAGAUGAUUCUCCUGCAGGAUAUUCCUUCUCCAUCCCUCCUAAAAGUGCCACGAGGUCUCAGAAGUCUUCCUCGGCACAAACAGAUAAGUUUAGUUCACCAUUUUCACAAGUUUCUGUUUCUUCUAAUGGCCAGGAUUCAAGUUCUUACCACAGUGUGUCUCCAAAAACGGACAUGAAAACCUUCAAAACGCCUCCAAAACAUCCUGAUCAACAUUCACCUGAGAAUGCAGCGCAGUUAUCUGCUGGAGGCAACCACAAGAUUAACCAUCCAUCUCCACCAGUGAAAUCUCCACCAGUGAAAUCUCCUCCAGUGAAAUCAACCAAUCCAUUCAGUGGUUAUCCUACAACUAAUCCCUUCCGUGGGACUACGAAGGAAAGCAACUCAGGUGAUCAGGUCGACCAUCCUACGGGUCUCCUUGAGAUGCUAAACAUACCCACGAGUCCGUGUAAGACCCCGGCCAUCAAGAUAACUUCUGUCGGUGGGUCAUACAGAGACCUCGAUAACGAGUGUGCGGGUCAGCAGAAGUUAUUCCUUGGGAAACGCAAGACAGUGACACCAGAGGACACUGAUCACAGGCUGAGUUCGGCGCUUCCACCUCGAGGCUUGAAGGACGGAUGUGAUAUCCUUAAUGCCACGCCCCUCAAUCUAUUAACUACAGACGUCAAAGAUCCUUUUCUAACACACACGUUGGUGACUGAGGGCGGCAAGAGUCAACGGGAAGUUUGGGUUACUCCAUCUGAAAGAAACUCUAGCAAGAACGAUAGGAAGUGUUCUGAGACUACUCCAUAUGGCAGACCACUGGCCUUAAAUUUUGAAGAAAUGUCUGGGCGGGACUCCGAGGCCAGGUUAGUCAAGGUCAUGUUCAUCUAGAAUACCAAGUAAUAUAACCUAGAUACCUGUUAAGUGGUCUAGCUAGAACCCUUGUGCAAUAUUUACACACCAUGUCAAGUGGUCUAGCAAGAACCCUUCUGCAAUAUUUACACACCAUGUCAAGUGGUCUAGCAAGAACCCUUCUGCAAUAUUUACACACCAUGUCAAGUGGUCUAGCAAGAACCCUUCUGCAAUAUUUACACACCAUGUCAAGUGGUCUAGCAAGGACCCUUCUGCAAUAUUUACACACCAUAUCAAGUGGCCUAGCAAGGACCCUUCUGCAAUAUUUACACACCAUAUCAAGUGGCCUAGCAAGGACCCUUGCCAAGUGCUAUCUGUACCCUUACACAAAGCAAUUUGAGAGUAAAGGAUCGUAAUUAAAAUUUGCAUGUUCCUGAAUUUAAGCAGCUCUGAAGAGCUAUAACAGAU